Metarhizium brunneum ARSEF 3297 is the source of this 741-nucleotide messenger RNA. RefSeq lists its product as uncharacterized. The record is from RefSeq and is a predicted model, not a curated record. Gene Ontology annotation, cellular component: cytoplasm. NCBI's taxonomy places the organism in Eukaryota, Fungi, Ascomycota, Sordariomycetes, Hypocreales, Clavicipitaceae.
AUGCCGCGCCCCACCAAGCUCAUCAUCGUCUGCUGCCACGGCAUCUGGCUCGGCGGCCCCUCCAAAGGCCACAACGAGGCCGAAUGGCUCCUCGCCGACUUCCAGCACGGCGAAACCCCCACCUUUAUCGCGCACAUCAAGGCCGGGCUCCAAUGCCUCGCCGACGACCGGGGCCACGCCGUCCUCGCAUUCUCAGGCGCGCCGACCCGCAGAGAAACGACCCUCUCCGAGGCCCAGUCGUACGCCAACGUGGCCAUGCAAAACGCCUGCUUUGGCCUCCUUGACCCUCCCGUCACGGACGCGGACAUGAUGCUCGAGGAGCGGGCCCUCGACUCCUACCACAACGUGCUGUUUAGCCUGUCGCUGUUCUAUGCCCGGUUCCAACGCUGGCCGCGGCACGUCGUGGUGGUGAGCCACGCCUUCAAGAGGCCGAGGAUGCUGGAGGGCCACUGCGCCGCCAUUGGGUUCCCGCCGGACAGGGUGUCGUUUGUCGGCGUAGACCCGCCGUCUUUGGAGGGCAAGCCCGGCGUCGUGGCGGGCGUGGCCGAGGCCGAGGCGGACUGGGGGCGCGAUCCGCACGGAAAGGGGCAGAGGCUGGCGGCCAAGAGGGCGAGGAGGAACGUCUGGGGAGCGUGGCAGGGCGUUUUCGAGGAGGGCACCGAGGACGCCGACAAGGGGGGGUUGCAGACCGCGGGGGAGGGGGCAAGCGAGGUCAUCGUCGACGGGGAGAGGCCGUGGUGA